AUGGAAAUGGGGUUUCCUCGUGAAGAGGCACUCAGUGCCUUGAAGGCCACGGGCCAUGACCCAAACAAAGCAAUUGCCUAUCUAUUUGGUGAACUACAGGAUCCACAAGGGCAAGGAACCGAGAACGAACCCAUAGAGAUUGAUUCAGAGCCCAAAUCACAGAACCAGUAUGACACCGUGGACGUGCAGGUACCACAAGACUUGCCUGAGUUCUUGGGUCAGUAUGCCCAGAACCCAGAGAGUCAAAACACAGCAACUGAACCACCACCAGUUCCAUCAGCUCCUCGUCCACAGAUAUCACAGUUUUCACAACCACUGGUGGAUUUCAUAGAAGUUGGUCGCUCAGAGCCAAUGAGCUCCGAGGAUGACGGCGUUGUGGCUAAUAGAUAUAACGCUAUAUCCGAUAGCGAUUCCGAUAGUGAGUCGUUGCCUAAUAUCAAGACAGAAGGACACCUUGUGCCGCAAUUGAGGAAAAAGAUUCCAGGCUAUAGGUACUGGGUGCCUAUUCUAGCUGCAUUGUGCCAGAACAAGCAAUUUGUAGAUGUCGUUUUGCUGGUUGAAGGUGACGAUGUGUCUGCAUUUGUGGAGGAGCUUCAGAAGAUUGUCAAGUUUGUUCAGAACUUUAGGCAGUCACAGGAAUGGUAUAUUCUCGUGGACGAUCUUCUUCGGAAUAUCUCCUCUACGGGCCAGGAUGACGCUUUGUCGCCGGAAGAAGAGGCUAUUGGUAAUAUCUACAAAGAGCUCGUUGAUGCCAUUCCUCAACUUGCAGAGGUGUUGAAUUCCAACGUCGAGAGCAUCGAGGAGGAAAUCAGCAAUGACCUCAAUCUUCUUGAACUUGACCUGGAUGUGAGAAAGCUGAGCUUGUACCUCACGUUGAAUGAGCAAUUCUGGGGUCAGAAUUUUGAGCGACUCGGAGUGGUGAAGUACCGCAGCGUGGCGCCAAUUGUCACGAUACACUUGAUGGACGACGACGAUAACACACUGCAUCCGCUUUUCCUUCGAGAGAUCUUCUACCCCGAGGUCUACAGUGACAAGGCGCUUGAGCAGGUCCAGAAACAUGUGGCUUCAGCGCAACAGGCUGACCACGAACGUCGUGCUAUUUCACGAAACCUCAUUGACCUCAAUUUCUUUGAAGGCAAGAGGCUUGGGCAUCUCUUGCGUCAAGCCACAGCUAUGCUUAAACCAGCACACGAGGAAGCAAGUGAGGAUCUCGGAAACCUCGCGGAGCAGGUUGAAACGCUUCGUGAGCAGCAGGUGGACAGGCAAAGCGAGGCACAGAGCACCAUACACAGUGUUCAGCAGCAGAUGGCUGAUUUUGCCGGGGUGAUUCUGGAGACCCCUCUGUUGAACAAGUACCGUCUACAGGGUGUGAUAAUGAACGAUCGCUGGUACUACUUCCGUCAGCGAGACGUCUGGGUGAAGAUGGAGGACGCCGAGCUCAUUGAUUUUGAGCAGGUGGAGGCCGAUGUGUACAAUUGCACAAGAAACGGCACCCAGCCCGUGACGCUUUUGUAUGGCAACGCAGAGGAUGAGCCAGACUGGAGCGACUACGAAAGUGACAGCGACAAGAGCGACGAUGAUGUCAUUGAGAUCAACAGCCAGUCCGACGAAGAGUCUCCUAUCAAAUUGGGCAAAUCGGAGGAAACAGAGGAAACAAAGGGAGCAGAGAAGGACGACAAAGACGACGAAGCUUUGAUCGACUUGGGGUCAUCGUUGGCGCUGAGUUAA
Messenger RNA from Candidozyma duobushaemuli, 1728 nucleotides. RefSeq lists its product as uncharacterized. Gene Ontology annotation, molecular function: protein binding. The record is from RefSeq and is a predicted model, not a curated record. Gene Ontology annotation, biological process: protein deubiquitination. Gene Ontology annotation, cellular component: nucleus; cytosol. The transcript has a single exon. Bases 1 to 1728 code for a protein of 575 amino acids. Lineage: Eukaryota; Fungi; Ascomycota; Pichiomycetes; Serinales; Metschnikowiaceae.